Molecule: messenger RNA, 768 nt
Organism: Aspergillus calidoustus
Lineage: Eukaryota; Fungi; Ascomycota; Eurotiomycetes; Eurotiales; Aspergillaceae
Source: the annotation of a GenBank genome assembly
AUGUCACUGCAGGGAAAAAUUGCUAUCGUCACCGGAGGAGCACGGGGAAUUGGAGCAGGGAUUGCUCGCAGCUUGAGUAAGGAGGGUGCAAAGGUCGCUUUCAACUAUGUCUCGCCCUCAUCCAAACUUGCAGCAGACAACCUAGUCGAAGAACUUCGCCAGGCUGGCAAGGAAGCUGUUGCAGUACAAGCGGAUGUGACUGAGCUGUCUGCCCCGGGAACCAUCAUCCAAGCUACUCUAUCCUCAUUCAAAACAGAUCAUAUCGACAUCCUGGUAAACAAUGCCGGCGCGGGCGACAACCGACCUCUGGAGGAAGUGACCUUGGAGAUCUAUACAAAAUUGAUGGACGUUAACGUACGGGCAGUGGUCUUCAUGACCCAAGCUGUGCUGCCAUUUAUCAGUCACGGUGGGCGCAUCAUUAACUUGUCCUCCAUCUCAGCGCGAGGCGGCUAUGCCACACAAUCGGUAUACGCAGCAAGCAAAGCAGCUGUUGAGGGUCUGACGCGGGUUUGGGCCACCGAGCUAGGGCACAAAUACGGCAUCACAGUCAAUGCCGUCAACCCAGGUCCCGUGGACACGGACAUGUAUCAAGCCGCAGGCCCGGUGCAUUUGGCUCGAAUGGAGGAAGAAAAUAAGAAGGUCCCUGCUGGACAACGGUGUGGUACCGUGGAGGACAUUGGGGAUAUCGUUACAUUUUUGUCGGAGGAGCGGUCGCGGUGGGUUACGGGAGAUGUCAUUUGCGCGAAUGGUGGUAUACUUUACACCUAG